AUGACGAACCCUGCCAUCUUUAUCGAGCUACUUCUCUCAUUUCGCACCGUUGUUUUUGCCUCAGCACUUGCAACCGUCUUUCUUUACUUCCAAUCCUUGAAGGAAUAUAUCUUUGGAAGGAAGCUGGUCGAUCCCAACGGGAACUUUAUUCCUCCCGGACCUGUUGGUUUACCGAUUGUUGGAUCAUUCCCAUUCCUUACUCAUUAUCCUGAAAUCACCCUCGACUACUGGGCCAAGAGAUUUGGCCCCCUUUACUCGUUGAAACUCGGUAACCAACUCUUCAUGAUCAUCUCCGACCCUCGGAUCGUCAAGGAUCUUAUGGUCACCAACGGAGCCAUCUUCUCAUCCCGCAAAGAGAUGCACUUGAAAUCCAAAAUCAUCUUUGCCGGUCGAGGAAUCACUGCAACGCCCUACAAUGACCGAUGGAGAAAGCACCGCCGUAUUGCUUCCGUCUCGCUAGUCUCUCGGGCUGUCGAUGGAUACACUCAUAUCCUCGACUACGAAGCUACAGUCCUCAUCAAAGACUUGAUGAAACACGGAAAUUACGGUGCUUUGCCUAUUAAUCCUCAACCUCACGCUGGAAGAUGCAGUUUGAACAACAUGUUGACGGUCGCCUUUGGCAUGCGUACUGACUCUAUUGACCACCCAUUGGUCGCCAAGGCUCUCAGACUCUCUCGAGAAUUCAUGAACUGCACUGGACCUGUCUCCAACUUGACUGAUUUCGUUCCCCUCCUCCAAAAGAUUCCCGGAAACUAUAUGAUUGGGAGGGCUCAGCAGCUUCACAAGGAUUUGGUUGAUACUUACGGUGGAAUGAUCUUGGAGAUCGAAACUCGCAUGAACGCUGGAGAGAAAGUUCCUGACUGUUUGGUCAAGCAUCUCAUUGAGAUCAAGGACGACGAACAACUCGACCACCUUGAUAUGGCUAUUCUCUGCUCUGCGUUCAUGAUUGGUGGCGUUGAAACGACUGCUUCCAUCAUGCAAUGGUUCUCGGCUUUGAUCCCAGCCUACCCCGAAAUCCAGAAGAAAGCUCAGGAGGAACUCGACCGUGUCGUAGGCCGUGACCGGCUCCCGACCAUCGAAGACGAGAAGAACCUCCCAUACAUCCACGCCAUCAUCAAAGAAGUCGAACGUUGCCACAACCCAUUCUGGCUCGGAACCCCCCACGUCAACAACGCCGAUUUCACAUAUCGCGGACAAUUUAUUCCAAAGAACACUGUCCUCGUUUUGAACACCUACACCAUGCACCACGAUCCUGUUAGGCACCCAGAGCCGAUGAAGUUCAACCCGGAACGGUAUAUUAAGGAUUCCACACUGUCUUCCGAGUCUGCCAACCUUUCAGAUCCGUAUGAACGUGAUCACUGGAUGUUCGGUGCCGGACGUCGUAUCUGCCCAGGGAUGUGGGUCUCUGAACGUGAAAUCUUCUUGGUCAUUGCUCGACUUCUCUGGGCAUUCAAUAUGAAGGAAAUCCCCGGUGAACCUAUUGAUCUGAAGGAAUAUGACGGACUCUCAGGUCGUUCGCCAGUUGCCUUCCGUAUCAAGAUGAUCCCUCGCCACGAGAAAGUCCUCGAGGUGUUGGAACGCAACUGA
This is a messenger RNA of Marasmius oreades (fairy-ring Marasmius), 1587 nucleotides long. RefSeq lists its product as uncharacterized. Bases 1 to 1587 code for a protein of 528 amino acids. NCBI's taxonomy places the organism in Eukaryota, Fungi, Basidiomycota, Agaricomycetes, Agaricales, Marasmiaceae. The transcript is spliced from 7 exons. Gene Ontology annotation, molecular function: monooxygenase activity; oxidoreductase activity, acting on paired donors, with incorporation or reduction of molecular oxygen; heme binding. The record is from RefSeq and is a predicted model, not a curated record.